This is a messenger RNA of Dentiscutata erythropus, 236 nucleotides long. The record is from the annotation of a GenBank genome assembly. NCBI's taxonomy places the organism in Eukaryota, Fungi, Glomeromycota, Glomeromycetes, Diversisporales, Gigasporaceae.
AAAUAUCUCGUGACGGUACUGUUCAUGGAUUCUUAGGUUAUUUUGACACGUGGUUUACACGAGACGGCCAUUGUAUCCCAUUGUCACAGAAUGUGAAUGAUAAGAUUGAUGGUGUUACCAGUUUUACAACAGGGCCGCAAGGUGGGGUUACACAUUGGAGGCAGACGAUAUUUCUCCUUGAGCAUGGAAUUCAUGUUAAGAAGGGUACAUAUUGUAAAAUAUUUAGUAAAAUCUAA